Anolis sagrei ordinatus is the source of this 2564-nucleotide messenger RNA. RefSeq names its product chromosome 2 C6orf47 homolog (gene C2H6orf47). The record is from RefSeq and is a predicted model, not a curated record. NCBI's taxonomy places the organism in Eukaryota, Metazoa, Chordata, Lepidosauria, Squamata, Anolidae.
CUCCUCCCUUCCAGCAAAAAAGAGAGAGAGAAGACCCACGGAAGAGUUUCUCCUCCUUUCCUCCUCCUUCUCGGAGGGUCCAAAGAUCCACGGUCCUGCGUGGCGUGGACUUUCCUCCCUCCCCAAAUCCACAAGGAAGGAGGGGGAAAAAAAGGGACAAGAUCUUUUCUUUUUUUGGUGGGGAGAAAUCAAGCCCAGCUCUUUCCCCAUCCGGAUCCACCCAAGAAGCCCCCACGCGUGGAAAGGUGUCACACUGAUUCCCCCUCCUUCUCAAAGGUUUCGAAGUGAAGGAUUUUCGCUUUGUCCGAAGGCAGCAGAACCCAAGAUCUUUUGUUUGAUGAGCAUCUGAAGUCUCACAUGGUGGAUGUACAAAUAUACCAUUCUGGAAAUAAGGGAGGGCCUCUCCAUGCUCGUUUUGAGAAACUGGCCUGUGCAUUGUAAAUUGACCCAUGAGUUUUCCAAGGGAAUUGGAAAAUCCAGUGCAACGUGGCAACAGCUGAACUUACUCCCAUCUGUAGAAUAAUCAACCACAACCCACCCCAUGCAUUUCCUGGAAUGGAGGAAAUUAUAUUCCCAACAGCCAGAGCCUAGACCAGCUUUGAGCUUGGCUGAACCACAGCUGUGGUUUGGCUUGGAGAUUUCGGCAACACCCUCAAGAUCUGAAGUACCGCAAAUCAGAUCGAUGUCGGCUGGGAGGAAACAUACUAUGGUUAUCUCUUUCCUUUCAAAUGGCAGCUGAUCUCAAAGAAUCACAGAUCAACUAAAGAUCUAUUCUUAAGCACCCGUUUCUGUUUUAUUUUUUAAAGAAAGCACUCCACAAUAUAUAUUUAUUUAUUUCUCUGAGCCAGGGAGAGAGUGCGGUUUCUCUCCCUCUCGCCAUGUUCUUCAGCCGUGCCAAAUCGUGGCUGCCUGGUCUGCCUUGGCGAAGGCCAAAGGCAGAAGAUGUUUGGGGCAAGCCUCAGGAGGACUGGAAGGAAGGGUUCGAGAAGACGCCGCCCCGCGCGCCUCCUCCUUCCAAAGCGAGAUGGUGGAAUGGGCGGCGGAUCUUGGAAGCCAUCGGCUGGGGCGAAAACGCUACUGGCGGAGCUCACUCCUUGCUGGCCAGCAUACCUCAGCACCUGACCCCACCGAAGGCCUCCAUGGAGUCGCCGGAGCAUUUCCAGAUCUGCUUCAACUUUGCCCGCCACCUCUUUGACCUUUGCGUGGUGACGUUGCUGUGCGCUUCCUCACCAGCUUUCCGGCUAGUUUUGGACAUUGUGGGAUUCGGGGGUUCCAUUAAGGUUUGGCUCCACGGCUUUGCCUGCUUCUUGGUCACCGCCUACGGCAUGUACUUAGCCCUCUGGCUAGUGCAGGAGUACCUUGUGCAGUUUGCGUGCCUCUACGGCUUCUUACAGACCCUGGUUUUGUGCGUCAGCAUCCGGGCAGGACCGCCGGAGCCCCAAGAAGAUGAACAGAGUGCUGACCUUGAUGCGACGAAGGGAGAGGCAGGCAAGGAAGAGGAACCGUCGGCUACUGACACAUGUAAACAAUAACUGGCGUGACGAGGAUGUAGGCGUCCUUAAGCCACCUCUUGGUAUUUCUAGCCACUUCCUCUUAUUUAUUGGGGAAGACAUGUGGGAUGGAAACCAAAGAGAAUAAUGGGACCGUCUUCCAGAAUAGUCAGGAAGAAGGAGCUGAUAUCUUUUGUUUGGGAUGGAGGUUUUCAACCUGUGGAUCCCUGGAUGUUUUGGCCUUCAACUCCCAGAAAUCCUAACAGGUUGGUAAACUGGUUGGGAUUUCUGGGAGUUGUAGGCCAAAACACCUGGGGACCCACAGGUUGAGAAGCACUGGUUUAGGAUGUCUGGACAAAUGAUAUGUUUGCUUAUUUGGAAAACAUCACCGACUGAUACAGGGAAUAUGAUCUUGUGUUACCAAACCUUUUGACUGCAAUGGAUUCCCCAGUCCCAACUUAUGAGCUGCGAUGAGGCAAAGUGACAUUUGUUUGGGAAGGGAAAUCCAUGUGCAGUGACAGCCUUCAGCAGGUAUCAAGGAGGGAAUGGGUGCAGGAUACAUUACACAUAUUUACCAGUGUUAAAUUGGUUUUCCCAUCAUAAGAACUGGGUAGUUAUAUUUGGAAAGCAAAGUAGAGGUCAUAAGAUCCCUUCUUGGAUUCCUUGACAGAGAACCAUGCAGCACUUGCUGAAGUUUGCAUGACACUUCCUAAAAAUUCUGUUCCCUUAGUGCUAAAAGGUCACCUUGGCAAGCUCUGUAUUUGGCCAUUGGUUUAUGUUUCCAGUCCAGACAUGCACGUAUGAAGCACACUCAGCUCACAAUUUCACAGGAGAACAUCUUCAUCGAGUUUUUGGAUUUUCACAGAACUAUUAUUUACACUGACCUUGAGUUUUUUGCUUAAUUUUCAAGGUAGAGAUUAUGUCUUCGGUUUGUAGAGAGCACACGUUACAGUGGGUCUGACACACCUGCUUUAGUUCAGUUUUGGGACCUACCACAGAUAUGGAAAAACAUGGAUAAUCAUGUCCCAUAUUAUUCUUAAAUUGGGGGUGACAUAGAUGUGCACACUUUAAUGC